Messenger RNA from Peronospora belbahrii, 801 nucleotides. The record is from the annotation of a GenBank genome assembly. NCBI's taxonomy places the organism in Eukaryota, Oomycota, Peronosporomycetes, Peronosporales, Peronosporaceae.
AUGCGUCAUGAGCGAGCAAUGGCUCCCGUGUUAGUCCCUCUGGAGGACACCACGUCGGAGCAUCGGCUUCCAACGACUUACGCGGAGGUAUUGGAUUCCGUACGACAGGUUAUACCGGUUCGUGCUCCUGUGUCACCUCGUCGCCAAGGGCGGCGUGAUCGUGUUUGUCCUCCUUUGUCGUCACCAUCUCUUAAGCCGGCGUCUCCAUUCGAGACCCUCAUUGUCGUUAACAUGACUGUUGCUGGUCCUAGCAGCCAUUUGGUACAGGUCGCGAAGGGGAGAGAUCGAACAAUUUUUCCAGUCGUUCCGAAUCCCGAUCUCAUCAACCACGAGCAUCCAGAAGAGAUGGAACAGAAGUCCGCACGCGAGGAAAAAUUUGCGGCGCAUUUUGGAAGGAGCUUGCUGCGUCAAAGAAUCCUGUUCUCGCGCUUGCGCGCGAGCUUGCCAAUGUCUUUCCUGACGCUACCCCCUGCCACAUCAGGGCUUGGUGGUGGAGAGAUAGCCAAAGGCUUAGCUGAUAUCAGCUCUGUUGCGAUACGCAAAAAGGUGGAAGGGUUUCUGUCAACGCGUUUUGACGAAUUACGUCGCAUCAAAGACGCUAUGGCUGAAAGCCAGGAUGUUCAGAAGGAACAUGCGGAUGCCAAAGGCAGGAAGAACGAACAUGAGUUCAAAGUGGGAGACUUGGUUUUACUAAACGCUAGGAAUUUACCGACAAAUGCAGUGUCUGCGGUAUAUAAAACCAAACUGCGUCCACGCUUUAUUGGACCUUUAAAGGUCAUAAGCGCCAAAGGUUUAGCCUAA